Molecule: messenger RNA, 726 nt
Organism: Iphiclides podalirius (scarce swallowtail)
Lineage: Eukaryota; Metazoa; Arthropoda; Insecta; Lepidoptera; Papilionidae
Source: the annotation of a GenBank genome assembly
AUGGAGAGAGUGCGGAUACGUACAAAGCAAAUAGAGGCGCCCGCGCGUUGGCCGAAGGAUUACGAGGUCGUGGGUGUGUGCCUCUGUGUGCGUGCACGUCGCCGCGCCUUAUCUGUGAACAUCACCCUCCCCCAGCCCCUCUCGAACCCCUCCAGAGGCCUCGCAAGCGCGGGCGCGGGCGUCCGGAGCUUCGGGGGCCAGCUGCUGAGAUAUCGCGAUAGCAUCCCCGAUACGUGCGCCUCCACCCCACCCCCCGGCCCCGCGGGGAUCACGCGCCGCCGACGUGCGCGCCGCGGCCGCCGCCUUCCUCGCACCGCACUAUUGACUCAACGAGGGGGCAAACGUGCUCGAAACCGAUACAAGCAGCGAACCAAACUGGUCGAAGUGUUGUAUUUGUGCCGUGUUGUCGAGUGUGCCGGUGAAGCCGCUGCGGCCGCCGCACUCGCCGCCAGCCUGGGGCGAGCCCCCGCCGCCCACCGUACUCUGUUCGAAGCUUUGUUCGAAGAUGCCCACUCUUCUGAUCUGGAGUGGUCAUCGCGCUCCAUCAAAUACCUAUGUAAAUUCAACCGACAAAAAUACGGAGAGCGCGCAUCCGUUUGUAGAGAGCUAGAAAAAUAUUGUGGACGCCUUGGACUGCGAUGUCUACUUAGAGCACCGCACAGGUGGGUCAGUGGGCGGCGAAGAGCGCAUACCAGUCAGUUCGGCGCUAGGCCCUACACUAGGAAC